Molecule: messenger RNA, 674 nt
Organism: Rattus rattus (black rat)
Lineage: Eukaryota; Metazoa; Chordata; Mammalia; Rodentia; Muridae
Product: peptidoglycan recognition protein 4-like
Exons: 5
Coding region: 3-674 (223 amino acids)
Biological process (GO): peptidoglycan catabolic process
Molecular function (GO): N-acetylmuramoyl-L-alanine amidase activity; zinc ion binding
Source: RefSeq, a predicted model, not a curated record
UCAUGUGGGUGUCUUGGGACCACCUGAGGAUGCUGUCCUGGCUUCUUGUCUUCCAUACCUUGGUUCUUCCAGAAUUGGGUGUUUCCUCCUUGGAAAAACCACAAACUAAUCAAGUGUCAAAAGGGCUGCAGCAACUGCUUGGCAACAUCUCCCAGUUCUUUGAGAAAGACAUACUGGGCCGUGAUGAUGCCUUCAUCAUGGUUUCUCGUAAGGGAUGGGGGGCAGAAGCAAUUGGCUGCAGCUCCAAGCUUAGCAGGCCAGUGGAUGUCCUUGUUAUACACCAUGUCCCUGGAUUAGAAUGCCACAACCAGACUGUCUGUAGCCAGAAGCUUCGGGAAUUGCAAGCUUAUCACAUCCGCAACCACUGGUGUGAUGUGGCCUACAAUUUCCUGGUUGGGGAUGAUGGCAAAGUAUAUGAAGGUGUUGGUUGGAAUGUCCAAGGCUCUCAUGACCAGGGCUACAACAACAUCUCCUUAGGUGUUGCUUUCUUUGGCACCCAGGAAGGCCAUAGUCCCAGCCCUGUUGCUCUGUUGGCCAUGGAGGCCCUGAUUUCCCAUGCUGUGAAGAAAGGCCACUUGUCAUCCAAGUAUAUCCAGCCACUUCUUGUGAAAAGUGAAGACUGCUUGGUCCCUCCACAGAAGGGGAAACAGAAGAAAGGUGAGACCCAGGAGUGA